AUGCCCGUCCCAACGUCAAACAGCCGUCCGCCACUCCGCAGAGCUCUGAGCAUCGCUGUGCAGUACUCGCAGCUCAAACAAUAUGAGAUGGAUCUCGUCGGAACACACAACGACCCCCGCAUUCUCAGUGACCUCUUAGUUGACGUCUUCAAAUAUAAGCGGGAAGAUAUUACCAUACUCAUGGACGAUGAGAACAACGACUAUCCGUGGCCCACUCGCGAAAACAUAGAAAAGGCGAUGAAAGAGCUAGUCGCCGAUGCGCAGCCGGGCGACCACUUUGUCUUCCAUUUCUCAGGGCAUGGGGCCCUUGUACGGAAUACAGAUGGUACCGAGAGGAGCGGGUAUGACGAAGUUAUCUGGCCGGUUGAUAUCCGAUACGAGAACGAUGAUGGUGUCGAUAACUAUAUCAUGGACGAUGAAAUCCAUGACGUACUAGUAAACCAUAUACCAGUUGGCGCGCAUUUUAUGAUGGUUUUCGAUUGUUGCCACUCAGGUAGCGCUGCAGAUCUUCCGAACACCAGCGAAGAUUGUCAGCCUCCGACACCUGUAUCCGCUGCCUCUAGUACUAUGAGUUUACCAUCUUCAGAGGCGGUCAAGAACAUUCGCGUACGGGGUACUCAAGAAAUUUCAGCAGCGACUGCCGACGACGCUCCGCAGCGGUCGACGUCUAAGGAUGUAUUCCACCCUGCUGCGCCGCUCGCCGACAUUCCUGUCAAAGCCAUUCCUGAAGUUGCUGACGUAACAUCCUGGGCAGCGUGCGAGGACGACCAAGUGACAUUUGGAUCGUCCAAAGGGGGUAUCUUUGUCAAUGCGCUGGCGAGAGCCCUCCGUCGUAGGCCCACUGAAACUCAUGCGGAAUUAUUGAGCUCGGUAACACGGGAGAUCUCAAAAAUAACUGCUCACAUCAAUUUGCACAAAUCUGCAUCCGAGGCUCUUCCAGUGCCGAAGCCGGAGCUCGAGAGCCUUGAGUCCAUGAAUGAGAUUUAUAACAAGCCACUUGACCUCUGA
Fibroporia radiculosa is the source of this 1008-nucleotide messenger RNA. RefSeq lists its product as uncharacterized. The transcript has 16 exons. The coding region runs from base 1 to 1008 and encodes 335 amino acids. NCBI's taxonomy places the organism in Eukaryota, Fungi, Basidiomycota, Agaricomycetes, Polyporales, Fibroporiaceae. Gene Ontology annotation, molecular function: cysteine-type endopeptidase activity. Gene Ontology annotation, biological process: proteolysis. The record is from RefSeq and is a predicted model, not a curated record.